CUUUGUGAAUACACCUUGGAAGAACACAUCACGAAUAAUGAGGGUGGUCUGCUGAUGAAAAAGAAGCUUGCCUAUGAAGUUCUUGACAGUUUACGAGUGCUUCACUGUCAAAACCCUCAAAUUCUCCACCGAGAUCUGAAACCACAGAAUGUUUUGAUUGAUGUUAGUGGAAAGGCGAGACUAGCUGACUUUAGUAUGAGUAGACAGUUACCCAAUGGCCAAACAACUUUGCACACAGCCAGUGCAGGAACAACUGGAUGGAUGGCUCGAGAGGCUAUACCCAAAAAACCUGACAUCCCAUACAAGUCAAGCACUGAUGUACAGGUGGCAGGGAUGCUGAUCUAUUACAUCCUCUCUGGGGGCCACCAUCCGUUUGGCGAACACUAUGAAUGUGUGUACAACAUUCACCAAGGGAAGUACUGUUUGGAUCAUGUUCAAGAUGUGGUGGCAAAGGAUCUCAUUCAGUGGAUGAUCAAUAAAGAACCAACGGACAGACCAAGAGUGGAAGAAUGUUUGAGUCAUCCCUUCUUCUGGCCUUGUGACAAGCAAGUUCGAUACUUGAGAGCAAUUGGUGACAGAAAGGAGGUGGUAAACCAUCGAAAUGCUGGUCCAGAACUGCUUCAUUCUCUGGAAGAAUGUGUGAAGGAUGGAUCCUUCAAACAGUGGAAACAUAAGUUCCCACAGUGGCUGUUUCAGAAGAUGGAUCCCAAAAACAAAGCCUACCCUGAAACCACUCUGGCAUUCCUGCGCUUCAUACGCGUCCUCUACGUGCACUAUGUUAAGGAUGCCGAGAAAGCCAAAGUCAAUCUAACUGCAUGGUUUCCUGAUCUCUUUGGAUGCAUUUACAAGUUUGCCAAGACCCAAGGAUGGAAUUCAGAGACACCGUUGAAGGAAUUCUUUGAAAGAGAAGACAUCGGAGCCACCUUUGAGUUUCAAGCCACAAACGCUGAGGACCAUCCGAGUGCCCCAGUUCAAGAGACUCAACCCAGUGAUGCUGAAUUAAAGAAGGAUGAAAGACCUUGAAAAUGAUUUCAAAGUCUGACAAGCCAAGAAAACAAGAAAACGAAGACACACUUAGACACUUCACACAUAAUCAUGGCAGUAAAGGUGUUACUACUAACAUCAA
This is a messenger RNA of Stegastes partitus (bicolor damselfish), 1126 nucleotides long. Its product is annotated as serine/threonine-protein kinase ppk4-like. The record is from RefSeq and is a predicted model, not a curated record. Lineage: Eukaryota; Metazoa; Chordata; Actinopteri; Pomacentridae. Gene Ontology annotation, cellular component: IRE1-TRAF2-ASK1 complex. Bases 55 to 1023 code for a protein of 322 amino acids. Gene Ontology annotation, molecular function: RNA endonuclease activity; protein serine/threonine kinase activity; ATP binding. The transcript is spliced from 6 exons. Gene Ontology annotation, biological process: mRNA processing; intrinsic apoptotic signaling pathway in response to endoplasmic reticulum stress; IRE1-mediated unfolded protein response.